GACAAAGUCGCGAUAAAAUCACUUGCCGAAGAUGAGAAAAAACCAAGUGAAGAAGCCAAAAAAGAAAAUGAAGUGACAACAGUUACACCAGUCGAAAGUGCACCUGAAGAACCAGCUGACAAAGUCGCAGUAAAAUCACUUGCCGAAGAUGAGAAAAAACCAAGUGAAGAAGCUAAAAUGGAAACUGAAAUGACAACAGGAACACCAGUCGAAAGUGCACCUGAAAAAACAACGACAGAGAAACCACUCGAAAAGAAUGAAUCUGGUGAGAAAAAUGAAGGGCGUAACAAUGCAUCAACUGUAGAGGCUGAAGGAGAGGAGAAACCUGAGGAAAGUUCCUCACCACAAACACGAAAAGUAAAGAUACCUGGUGUUGUGCCAAUUCCAGGGGAUCGUCCUAAAAGUAGAUAUGCUGAUAUCCGAAUUGUUAAACUCGAAUCAGAACUUGCAGAGGAUGGCAAAUAUAGAUACAACUACGAAUCAGAAGACGGUACAGUUGUCGAGCAACAAGGUGAAUUGAAAAAAAUGUCCAUAAAAAAUGAUGAUGGCGAAGAAGAAGAAACACAAAUGGGCGAAAGUGUGAAAGGAUCAUACUCAUACAAAGACGAUGAGGGAAAAACCUAUUCUAUUACCUACACGGCCGAUGAAAAUGGCUAUAGACCUGUUGGAGACCACAUCCCAACAAUACCGCCAGCUAUUGCUCGUGCUUUGGCUUGGUCAGCGACAGCAAAACCUUGGGUUGACCCAUGGCUUGUGAAACAAAAAAAACUAAGAGAAGCUCGUGCUAAGAAAUUGGAAGAACAAAUGAAAACCACUCAAAAACCUGAAGAAAAAGAUGUAGAAUAAAGACGUUAACUUAGAGAUCGAAAGUGAAAGAUGUUUGUCCUGAAAUUGGAAGGAAACCACACAAAAAUCUGUGGAGAAAGACGAAGAAGCACCAAAAGCCAUAUAAGAAUAAGCCUCCGAAAAUUUCAUUUAAAAUUCAUACAAAAAAAAGUGUCGUAGAAGUUAAAAUAAUUUAUAAAAACGAACGAAAAUAUCACAAAAAAAUGGAAAAACUAAAAACAAAUGCGUUUUUUUCGCCGUUGAACUUGGUUGCACCAAAUAAUAAAAUGUCAAUUCAAAGCUAUCGCAA
Molecule: messenger RNA, 1135 nt
Organism: Contarinia nasturtii (swede midge)
Lineage: Eukaryota; Metazoa; Arthropoda; Insecta; Diptera; Cecidomyiidae
Product: endocuticle structural glycoprotein SgAbd-1-like
Exons: 4
Coding region: 178-846 (222 amino acids)
Cellular component (GO): chitin-based extracellular matrix
Molecular function (GO): structural constituent of chitin-based larval cuticle
Source: RefSeq, a predicted model, not a curated record